AUGAAAAUAGGAUCAAUGGCCAUCUUUGUUGCUGUCUUCUUGGCAGCCCUUACUAGUGCAAUGAGAUUGCGUCAAGAUGAAGCAGUGACACCAACUGGGAUACCAGCAGACCUUCCUAGUUCAGAGUAUUUAGGACUCGGCGAUCCUACUAUAGAGAAUACUUGGGUUAACUCCAAUCUUGCAUUUGGUGUGAUGGAGGACGACUCGGAAUGCUUCACUGAUAUCACCACUUGUAUGCAAACUUAUCAAAAUCUUCCAGGAGAUUACAAUGAUUAUAAUGAUUGUGUGAACGAGGUUCUGGAGAGGCCUUAUUGUGCAGGACUCAGAGAUUCAAUUGAUCAAGAACAACUUGGAUUAUCAGUCAAUGUGUAGUUGGUUAA
Molecule: messenger RNA, 380 nt
Organism: Moneuplotes crassus
Lineage: Eukaryota; Ciliophora; Spirotrichea; Euplotida; Euplotidae
Source: the annotation of a GenBank genome assembly